AUGUGUUACCAUGCGUACUCGUUAGCAACACAACUCAGUUACAAUGUAAACAUUGUUGGCUAUUUGGAUUCGACUCCCCACCCACUUAUUCAUAAUAACAGCCAUAUCAAAUACGUUGCCCUGUCGCCCCCUCCAGAUCGACUGGCACGCCUUCCAGAAGCUCUACAACUGCCGCUAAAAUUUAUAUGGACUUUCAUAGUGCUUUCAUGGGCGCUUUUGUUUAGAAUAGGAUGGGAUGUUAAGCUAAUAUUUAUGCAAAAUCCGCCGGCAUUGCCAACAAUGUUUGUUUGUUGGAUGGUGUCGCGCCUGAAGAAUGCAAAGUUUGUAAUUGAUUGGCACAAUUAUAUGUGGUCGGUUUUAAAGGAUAAAAGUGGUAUCGAUCAACUAACACUGCCGCGUUUGGUAGAAGAUGGCUCUGAAGGCAAGGAUUCAACCAAGGACAAUGAAAGAGAUGCUGCAGUUGUUACAACAAGAAGGAAACGUCGAAGUAGCGGUGACAACAAAAAGGAGCGGAAGACCCUCAAAAGACGGUAUAUUGAAUGGGUAUAUCGUUGGGAAGGUGCACUUGGUCGUCGUGCUGAUGCAGGUCUUUGCGUAACUCGUGCAAUGCGAGAAGACCUUCAACGAGCAUGGGGUGUUCAUGCAGCCGGUUAUUGCUACACGAUCGGCUACGCUGUAAGGCGCGUUCAGUUCUCUUUAAAUGAAAAGCACGAAUUGUUACUCCGACUUGGUUUGGGUGCCAAUGGACAGGUGUUUGGUGCAGUACCUUCGGAAGAUGCUACUCGCUUUUCCGUUCGCGAUCCAUCCACUCGAGAAGUUCGUUUCCGCGAUGAUCGUCCGUUGUUAGUUAUUUCGUCGACAUCAUGGACUCCUGAUGAGGAUUUCCAAAUCUUGCUAGAUGCUGCCAAGAAGUACAACGACGUGGCAGCCAUCAGUAGGAGCUCGUGA
Cooperia oncophora is the source of this 948-nucleotide messenger RNA. Lineage: Eukaryota; Metazoa; Nematoda; Chromadorea; Rhabditida; Trichostrongylidae. The record is from the annotation of a GenBank genome assembly.